AUGCGUGCAAAUAACUUCGAAAGAGGAGGUAUAUCAUGGAGCCAGAAUGUGAACGCAUCGUAUAUUCCAGCAGAAUCAGCAGAAGAGCAGGUUAAAAGGGAUUACCCAUUCAUCCCAUACGACACAUUGGAAUUGACAAAUCACAAUGGGAUGCUUGAGCUUUCUCUCUGGGUCCUGGUGUGGCGUUCAAUUUCAGGACGCAGCGAUCCCACUAGCGAGGUCUUCGUCAUGCGGCGCACGCGCACCCAGCUGGGGCUUUCGAUUGCGGCCUGCGAAGCGAAGUACGCGAGAUGCCCACUGCAGCGGUGUCCUCCCUCGGCCUCUGAAGAGAAAAAACUCGACGUCGUGCAAGCGCAAAAGGAUCAGCGAGAACUCCCUUACAAGAAGAGCCAGCCAGCUGCAGAGGCAGGGAAGCAAGAGUGGUUCAAGUUGCUCCGCACUGACAAGAAAUCGAAAAGCUCCCUCGCCUGCCACUUGACCUCCAGAAGAACACAUGGGUUGACUGCGUUGACUGUUUUGUUGUAUCCGAUCCUACCCUUCCUCACAGCACACGAGCUCACCAGAGACGCCAAAGAGAACGAAGUUUCGCCCGAACUCUCAGACCAGCUUGGGGAUUCGGAAGAAAAUCCACCUUGA
Molecule: messenger RNA, 636 nt
Organism: Tilletiaria anomala UBC 951
Lineage: Eukaryota; Fungi; Basidiomycota; Exobasidiomycetes; Georgefischeriales; Tilletiariaceae
Exons: 3
Coding region: 1-636 (211 amino acids)
Source: RefSeq, a predicted model, not a curated record